Molecule: messenger RNA, 2313 nt
Organism: Raphanus sativus (radish)
Lineage: Eukaryota; Viridiplantae; Streptophyta; Magnoliopsida; Brassicales; Brassicaceae
Exons: 14
Coding region: 430-2130 (566 amino acids)
Source: RefSeq, a predicted model, not a curated record
UCGUAUCUGACUCUGACACCGACCCACCUCUCGCUUUCUUUUAAAAUAAAAUAAAAAAAUAAAAAAAAACUCUGUCAAAUCUUUGUGAGAAAGCUCAAUGAUUUCGAUUAGAAUUCUCCUCUCUCUCUCAUCUAAAAGUUUGUAUCUUGUUUAACUUGGGAUGUUGUCCUUAUCCUACACUUGCUGACAUUUUUCAUUCUAAUCGUGAAAUUGGAUUUGGUUUCAAUUGGGUGAGACUCUUUGUAUGUUUCUGAAUUGCCGUUAGUACGAAUCGAUGAUUCGUUAAUGUAUGAGAUGAUUGAUAAUUGUUUUGGCAUUUGGAAUCUCUCAACUUUUUUUGUUUGAUAAAAGCUUUUUUUUUUUUAAUCUGCCAAGCAAGCAAGCAAACCUCUCUUUCUAAGAGAGAAGUUUUGCAGUUUUGAUCUGCAAAUGAUGUAUCAGGCCGUUCCCACGGCAACAACAACAACAACAACCUCUCGCGGUGGAAUUCCAACGGAGAGCGGUGAUUACGUUGUCACUCUGGAUCAGAUUCCGAGAUGGAGCGAUGUUGUUGAGCAGCAGAGGUCUUUUUCAGGUGGCGCAAACCCUUUGGCUACUGCGGCGGCUUCGUCCUCUGAAGCAGCAGGGAGCAGCAGCAGGAAUGUGAAUGGGAUGGUUUCUAAGUUCCCUGUUGAUCACGAGAUUAACUCCGAGAUCUACCUCUGGAGAGGGGAGCCGUGGAACCUCGAGGUUGAUGCUGUCGUCAAUUCCACCAAUGAGAACUUGGAUGAGGCACAUAGCAGUCCUGGUCUACAUGCAGCUGCUGGACCUGGUCUUGCAGAACAAUGUGCUACACUGGGUGGAUGCAGGACAGGGAUGGCGAAAGUAACAAAUGCAUAUGAUCUACCAGCGAGGAGGGUUAUCCAUACAGUAGGACCCAAGUAUGCAGUCAAGUAUCAUACAGCUGCUGAAAACGCUCUAAGUCACUGUUAUAGAUCUUGCCUGGAGAUUCUCAUAGACAACGGGCUUCAAAGUAUUGCUACGGACUGUAUAUACACAGAAGCCAAAAACUAUCCCCGAGAACCAGCUGCUCAUGUUUCCAUUAGAACUGUUCGUCGCUUUCUAGAGAAGCAUAAAGAUAAAAUCAGUGCCGUUGUUUUCUGUACCACCACAUCCUCUGAUACAGAGAUAUACAAAAGAUUACUUCCUCUUUACUUUCCUCGUGAUGAGCACGAGGAGGAGGUUGCCAUCUCAAAGCUCCCCGCUGACGUUGGGGAUGAAAACGGUGAGACUGUUAUAGACGAACGUAAAAUCAGAAUACAGGCGUUGCCGAAUAAACCUCCAGCCACAGACAGGUCUUUUCCAGCUCUAGUUGAGCGCUCUGCCACUGAUCUUGCUUUGGUACGAAGGAACUCAAAUCAUCUUGAUUCAUAUUUGGAUCCCACCUUCAUGUCAUUGAUUAAAGAUCCAGAUGAAAGGCGCAAGGAACAAUGGGAGAAGACUGCACAAGCACAGAGUGGAUUCAAUUUCGUUAAGCUGCUAGGGUUUGGUGAUCUUGGGGGACCCCUUCUCUCUGCUGCAGAGGAAUACUCACUUCAUUCGAGAUACCUAGCAAAAGCUAAUUCUCUCAACCUUUCGGAAAUUGCGGAGAUGAAAAUUGUGUACCGUGGUGGUGUUGACACCGAGGGUCAUCCUGUGAUGGUUGUUGUAGGAGCUCACUUUUUGCUGCGAUGUCUUGAUCUGGAGCGUUUUGUGCUUUAUGUUGUAAAGGAAUUUGAACCUUUGAUACAAAAGCCUUACUCGAUUGUCUAUUUCCAUUCUGCAGCAUCUUUACAAGUCCAACCAGAUUUGGGAUGGAUGAAAAGAUUACAACAGAUACUUGGCCGCAAACACCAGCGCAACCUUCAGGCAAUCUAUGUACUUCAUCCAACUUUACAGUUGAAGGCGACAAUCUUAGCAAUGCAAAUGUUCGUUAACAAUGUGGUGUGGAAGAAAGUUGUAUACGCGGACCGGCUCCUGCAGCUGUUCAAAGACGUUCCUCGUGAGCAGCUGACAAUCCCAGACUUUGUCUUCCAGCAUGAUCUUGAAGUCAACGGAGGAAAAGGUCUUAUCGUUGACCCAAGAACCAAAUACGUCUAUCAACGGCCAUGAAAUCAUCAAACUGAAAAAGUAUUAAUCAAGACAGUUACUCUAUUGUAUGUUGUUUAUUCUUUCCUGUUUGGUCUUAAGACUGAGCUUCUUACCUUUUUGUGUUGAUGUCGGGUGCAAAACAAAACCCUCUCUUACCCUUUUUAAUGUCUGAAUCUUGUUAAUAGUUUACUUCUUCAGUUCCAA